This is a messenger RNA of Pteronotus mesoamericanus, 1462 nucleotides long. RefSeq names its product NUF2 component of NDC80 kinetochore complex (gene NUF2). The coding region runs from base 68 to 1462 and encodes 464 amino acids. Gene Ontology annotation, cellular component: Ndc80 complex; kinetochore. Gene Ontology annotation, molecular function: protein-containing complex binding. The record is from RefSeq and is a predicted model, not a curated record. The transcript is spliced from 14 exons. Lineage: Eukaryota; Metazoa; Chordata; Mammalia; Chiroptera; Mormoopidae. Gene Ontology annotation, biological process: mitotic spindle organization; attachment of mitotic spindle microtubules to kinetochore; meiotic chromosome segregation.
ACGGUCGGCGUUGACGGAGGUGGACUGGCGUCCCCGGGGUGACGGCGACCCGCCGGAGACGCCCGAGAUGGAAACCUUGUCUUUCCCCAGAUACAAUGUAGCCGAGAUCGUGACUCACGUUCGAAACAAGAUCUUAACGGGGGCUGACGGCAAAAACCUCUCCAAGAGCGAUCUUUAUCCCAACCCUAAGCCCGAGGUCCUGCACAUGAUCUACCUGCGGGCCCUGCAGAUCGUGUACGGCACGCGCCUGGAGCACUUCUACAUGAUGCCGGUGAACUCGGACGUCAUGUAUCCACAUUUGAUGGAAGGCUUCCUGCCGGUCAGCAACCUCUUCAUUUACCUGAACUCGUUCCUGCCCAUCUGCCGCGUGAACGACUUCGAGACGGCCGACAUCCUGUACCCGAAAGCCAAGCGGACCUGCCGGUUUCUGAGUGGCAUCAUCAACUUCAUCCACUUCCGGGAGGCGUGCCGGGAGACGUACAUGGAGUUCCUCUGGCAAUACAAAUCUUCUGUGGACAAAAUGCAGCAGUUAAACACGGCGCAUCAGGAGGCUCUCGCGAAGCUGGAGAAACUCGAUUCUGUCCCAGCCGAGGAGCAGGCGGAGUUCCAGCAGCUGUCGGACGAGAUCCAGGAGCUGCAGCAGCUGCUGAACCAGGACUUCCGGCAGAAGACGAUGUCGGUGCAGGAGAGAAACGCCCAGAAGAAGGCAGACAUCUUGGAGAAAACCAAGCACUUGAAUGAACUGAAAUUGUCGGUGGUCUCUUUGAAAGAAGUACAAGAGAGUUUGAAAACCAAAAUUGUGGAUUCUCCAGAGAAGUUAAAGAAUUAUAAAGAAAAAAUGAAAGACACAGUCCAGAAGCUUAAAAAUUCCAGGCAAGAGGUGAUGGAGAAGUACGAGCUCUACCGCGACUCGGUGGACGGCCUGCCGUCCUGCCAGCUGGAGGUGCAGCUGUACCAGAAGAAGAUACAGGACCUGGCGGAGGACCGGGAGAGGCUGGCCGGCGUCCUGAAGGAGAACCUGAGCUUGGAGGACCAGAUUGAGAGCGGCGAGUCGGAGCUGAAGAAGCUGAAGGCCGAAGAAAACUCCUUGCGAAGACUGAUGAACGCGAAGAAGGAAAAGCUGGCCACGGUGCAGUUCAAAAUCAACAAGAAGCACGAGGACGUGAAGCAGUACAAACGCACGGUGAUCGAAGAUUGCAAUAAAGUUCAGGAAAAAAGAGGUGCUGUCUAUGAGCGAAUAACCACAAUUAAUCAAGAAAUCCAAAAAAUUAAAUUUGCAAUCCAGCAACUAAAAGAUACCACUGAGAGGGAGAAACUGAAGUCCCAGGAAAUAUUCCUGGCCUUGAAGGGGGCUUUGGAGAAGUACCACGAGGGCGUGGAGAAGGCUGCGCAGGAAGGCCGCGCCGAGCUGCAGGAGAGGACCGCCGAGCUGCAGAAGAGGGUGCUCCGGCUGCCGACCUGA